Lactuca sativa (garden lettuce) is the source of this 952-nucleotide messenger RNA. Its product is annotated as ER membrane protein complex subunit 8/9 homolog. Gene Ontology annotation, cellular component: EMC complex. Lineage: Eukaryota; Viridiplantae; Streptophyta; Magnoliopsida; Asterales; Asteraceae. The record is from RefSeq and is a predicted model, not a curated record.
CCGAAGAUUCCAUCUAGUCGUCAUCGGAUCUCGCUCUCCACCGCUUUUGGAAACUUCGUGUUGAAUCAGACGACUAGCGGCACUCUCGACGAACCAAAACCCUAUCCGUCCGCCUGAGUGAUGAGCAACGGCGGCGAGUGUAGAUACGUGAUCGGUCAAAAUGCUUACAUCAAGCUGGUUCUUCAUGCCUUGAAGCACAAAACCUCCGCCGUUAACGGCGUCCUCCUCGGCCGUCUUUCCGGCGAUAUAGUGGAAAUCACCGACUCAGUCCCUCUCUUCCACUCUUCUCAGAUCGGGCUUCUGCCUCCCCUAGAGAUCGCCUUAAUUAUGAUAGAGGAGUAUUACAGUUCACAGGGGCUGAGUAUAGUCGGUUAUUUCCACGCCAACGAACGAUUCGAUGAUCUAGAGCUCGGUACUGUUGCUAAGAACAUUGCCGAUCACGUUCAUCGUUAUUUCCCCCAAGCCGUGGUACUUUUGCUCGAUAACAAAAAGCUUGGAUCUUUGAGAAACAAGAAGGACAAGUCUCCUGCAGUGCAGGUUUAUGCACGAGAUUCCUCCUCCUCCAGGAGUUGGAAGCAGGUUGAGUCAGAUCGCAUGACCACCAAGGAGCCAUCUGCCAACAUCGUCCUUUUGGAUUUCAUUUCAUCCCAGAAAUGGAAUGAUAUCAUAGACUUCGAUGACCACCUUGAUGACAUAACCAAGGAUUGGCUCAACUCUCAACUCUUCAAUUAGGAUUCCAAUUCUUUCUUUUUUGCUUUUCCCAUCUCACCUGUAACCUUAACAUGUGUGUUCAUUUUUGGUUUAUCGACUUUGUUUUUGACUUGAUUGAGAAUUAGCUUUUCUGUAGUUGGAGUUGGUUUGAACAGAAUCAGAAACUGCAUUACGUCUUUCUUAAACAUGAAAUAUUUGACUUUGAAAAAAGUUAGACCAUUAAUCACUUUUUUAUAUUCUA